CCGCUCAUCUAGUCUCUAGCCACUACAACACAAAACACCACCGUCUGUUUACAGUCUCUCUAGAAGCAGCCGGCGGACAACACCAUUUUACAGGCAUUAUUGUUUGUUUCGAGCCUGUGUAUUCCUUCCAAGCCCGAGACUGACUGAGAUCACGUCACAUUUAACGACAGAGAGAUUAUUUUUGUUUGAAUUUUGAGGAGAACUCUCAACACCUGCCUUUGUUAGCAAGUUAGCCUCGCGUGUCCGUAAAGGAUCCUCAUCCUUAAUUCUCUCUCUCUGUUACAUUCUGGUUUGUUUUAUAUAUUUUUUGACCAUUUAUUCAGUCAGACAGCAGUUGUAGCUAAACCCGUGUUAACGGAGCAGCUCUUUGUUCGUGCCUCGGAAAAAAAACACACCAGCACCGCCCAGCUAAAUUCUGAGCAGUGUGUGAAAGACGAGACUGGCCAUGUGACCUGAAGGACACACCAACCCCCAUCUCAGGCCUCUGUUCCCCUCAACUUCCUUUGGGAAGAGCCAGAGCUGAUCACUGCGGGCUGUAAAUGAGUUAUUGUCAUGGAGACCGAGAGGUCAGCCUCUGCCAGUCAAAGCUGAAAUGGGCAGAAGGAUGAGCUCUGGCAUACAGAGUAUCGGGUGCUUGCGUCAUGAAGAGGGGAUCCUUUCAAACUGCUCAAAAUUGCAGUGAUGAUGAGGAUGAUGAUGGUGAUGAAGAGGAGACAGAGCUGAGAGCUGAGUGUGUGUGGUUGUGUUGCGUUCACACUGGGAGCGGGAAGAACCCCCCUCCCCCCCACACACACUGCAUCCAUGUUCUCCCCCGACCAGGAAAACAUCUCCACGUCGUCAACCAAAGUGCCAGUCAAAUAUGGAGAACUCAUUGUGCUUGGGUAUAAUGGCUCUCUACCCAACGGGGACCGCGGCAGAAGGAAGAGCAGGUUUGCACUCUUCAAAAGACCCAAAUCCAAUGGCGUCAAACCCAGCACUGUACACGUAGCCUGCACUCCACAGGCUGCCAAGGCCAUAAGUAACAAAGAUCAGCACAGUAUUUCCUACACGUUGUCCCGCGUACAGACAGUGGUGGUGGAGUACACUCAAGACAGCAAUACAGACAUGUUUCAGAUUGGCCGCUCAACUGAGAGUCCUAUAGAUUUUGUGGUGACCGACACGGUUCCCGGGAGUCAGAGCAACUCUGACACUCAGUCAGUUCAGAGCACCAUAUCUCGCUUCGCAUGCCGGAUCAUAUGUCAGCGAACGCCCCCUUAUACCGCCCGCAUCUAUGCUGCCGGAUUUGACUCCUCCAAGAACAUCUUCCUAGGGGAGAAAGCAGCAAAGUGGAAGACAUCGGAUGGACAGAUGGACGGUCUGACUACUAAUGGCGUGUUGGUAAUGCAUCCUCGCCUUGGUUUCACAGAGGACUCCAAACCUGGUGUGUGGAGAGAGAUUUCAGUGUGUGGAAACGUGUUCACCCUGAGAGAGACACGUUCUGCUCAGCAGCGAGGGAAAAUGGUGGAGAAUGAGACUCAAGAGUUAGUGGACGGCUCUCUGAUCGAUCUCUGCGGAGCGACUCUCUUGUGGCGUACCGCUGAAGGGCUUUCCCGCACUCCCACCGUCAAACACCUGGAGGCGCUCCGGCAAGAGCUGAACGCUGCUCGUCCCCAGUGCCCCGUGGGUUUCAACACCCUCGCCUUCCCCAGCAUGCGGCGGAAGGACAUCGUGGACGAGAAGCAACCCUGGGUCUACCUAAACUGCGGUCACGUUCACGGCUACCACAACUGGGGCAACCGCGACGCAGAGCGAGACGGUAGGGAGGGCCGUGAGCGGGAAUGUCCCAUGUGCCGCGCUCGUGGGCCGUACGUGCCGCUGUGGCUGGGCUGCGAGGCAGGGUUUUAUCUGGAUGCGGCCCCUCCUACUCACGCAUUCAGUCCGUGCGGGCACGUGUGCUCAGAAAAAACAGCGGCAUAUUGGAGUCAAAUCCCUCUUCCUCACGGAACACACACCUUCCAUGCCGCCUGUCCUUUCUGUGCCCAGCAGCUCAGCGGGGAGCAGGGAUACAUCAGACUGAUCUUCCAGGGGCCUGUGGACUAAGCACACCUGCCUAUCACCUUUUACCCCAGUAACCCCAUUUGACAAACAUUAGUCAGGCAUUUCUUUGUUUUUCCUAGAAUUUGAUUUUAUAAAAAUGACAUUUUCUGCGCUCUCAAGACUGUUUUUUUCCCCUUCACUUUCUGGUUUGUAAGUGACCUUUAUACUGCUUUUUCAAAUACAGAGAAAAACAAAAAUAUAUAUUUUCAAAUAAAAUGAUUAUAAAAGCAAAAAAACAAAAUUACAAAAGGAAUAGACCUUUGCAGAGCACAUGCACACCCACAUUUGAGCAUUCUGAUUGGGUGGCUCUGCUCAUCAUUUGAAGUGGCGGGUGUGGCCGUUACGGAUGGUGACGUGUACAGUGUUUAUUUGCUAACAGUAAUACUCAGCAUUAGAGAGGCAAUACACCAUCCAUGUAUGUUUAUGAUGAGCUUACAGACGAGUCUAUCUGUACUCAAUUCAUUCAAUGUUUCACAGCAUUUCAUAAAGCAACUACAUUUAGAUUCCAUAUAACUGUUUUCCAUAUAUGUCUAACUUAAAAAAAAAAAUACUUAAUGUUUUUUAUUUAUACACUAUCAAUGUUUAUCAAAGAGAAAAAUUUAUAGGUGUGUUUUUGGGGAGUUCUAUGUAGCUGUUUUUUGUUUUCUCAUUGUGAGUCUUUUGUAGGCUUCGCUAUAGCAUUCAGAUUUUUCCUCAUUUGUUCUCAUAUUUGUAGGUUACAUAUGAUUGUGAGUAAAAUCUUCUCUGCAAUAGUGAACCAAUGAGGGUGUGCUCAGAGAAAUGUUCUCGCUGAACUCCAGAAAGCUCAAGAGGCCUAAGAAUCUAAGAAACACCUCCCUUUAUGCACAGGCCAAAACCACAUGCCCUGUCAGCGAGUGUUCGCAAAAUUGUGUGCUUAAGUGUCUUUGUAAGGUCCCUGUUUUCUGUUUGAGCCUUUUCUGUGUAGAUGACUACCCUUGUUUGGAUAUUCUGGGGACACUGGGAAGUAAUUUCCAUCCAUAGUGUAAAAAGCAGCACUAACCUCUGGAAAAAUCCUUUACCUCUUUUAUAGGUCAGUUUCUCUUAAUUUGCAAAUUGAGAUGUGAUUUAGUUUUGUACCUAACAGCUACUGGGACCUUGAUUCCAGUAGAAAGGGUCAUUUUCUCCUCAAGUUUAAAAUGGAUAUUAAACAAUAUUUUCCAAAAUGAAUGACACUCCCCGUGUGCAAAAACUAAAUAGAUAAUACUUAAAAUGCUAUUCAAAGUUUGGGGUCAGUAAGAAUUAUUUUUUUUUUUAGAGAAAUUAAUACUUUUAUUCAGCAAGGACACAUUAAUUUGUUCAAAAGUGACGACAAAUGCAUUUGUUACAACAGAUUUCUAUUUUUUUUAAAAACUUGAUUUCCUCAAAAAUAUUAAGCAGCACAACUCGACUGUUUAACAGUGACAAUAAGAAAAAUUUUCCUGAGCACCAAAUCAGCAUAUUAGAAUGAUUUCUGGAGGGUCAUGUAACACUGAAGACUGGGGUAAUGCCUGCUGAAAUGGCAGAUUAGGCAUCACAGAAAGAAAUCACAUUUACAAUAUUGAAGCUAUGAAAGUGUAAUCACACAAAUGCAGCUUUUGUGAGCUUAAGAGAUGUUGAAAACAUUUUUUAAAAAUCCUACCGACCUCAAACUUUUGAACAGUAGUGUGUGUUUUUCAAAAGCCAUAUGACCUGCUUAUUCCGUAUAAGAUGAAAGGAGAUAUGUAUAGCAGUCCAAGCUGCUCUCUAUCCGUACAGUGUAAUUAGGCGGUGAUGUUUUAAUUGAUGUGAUGGCUUAAAUGUCUAUUCCUCACAAAGCUAUCAUAUUACAAUCGUUGUUCCCCAUCCACUUACAUAUGGAAAAGAGCAGCUUUGACAUUUUUCUGAACAUUGUUAUUUGUUCUGUGGAAGAAAGUUUGAAAGGUGGGUUUUUUUUUUUGGUUGUUUUUUUGUUUGUUUUUUUUUUUCAGUGAAUUUUAGGUCCCUCAAAGAACGAACCUCUAUGUGUAUGUAUAUGUGUACGAGUAUGCUAAUAUAUUUGAAAUUGUAAUGACGUUUUUGACUGUUUGAUUUCAUGUACAUGCUGUCGUAUGUACUGUGCGAAUGUUAAAUGUGCUGUACUGUGUUACAUGUAAGAAUCUGGAGAGCAUUCAUUGAGUCUGAAGGUUCGAGAAUCCCAGGACUAUGUGUGAAGUGGAUUCUCUGCCUGAGGAUUCCAAGCUUGACUUCCAGAGAUCAUUCAGUUCCUGCUGUUCUGAACAGCACCCAGACAUGGCAUACUGGUGCAGUUUUCACCUCAGGGAGUUUCCUCCAUCCUGACCACCAGGGCAUGUGUUCAUGAAGUAUUUCAGAUCCAGACAGUUGAUCUGGUCUGUUGUGUGUGUGGAGAGAUCUAAACCACACUCUGCUCAAAGUGCUACGAGCGAUUAUGAAGCUUAAUCACGCCACAGACAUAACUCCUCACCUGUAACUUGAGGAUGUUUCAUUAGCAAAAUAAUUCUCCAUGUCCUCCUGUGUGUUUUUUCCAAGUAUUAAGCAAACACACUAGAUUUGUUAGACACAUUUGACUUUUUAAGGGCAUCGCUCGUUUGUCUCUGUAGAGACGGCGUGUGCAAAGGGCUUUUUUCCUUUUCAUUUUCUGUUUAUUUGUUUGAGUUCUUUGACAUGUCUUUUGUCACUUUGGUCUAACCGGUCUGCAUGAUCCCAGUGUGUGUGUGUGUGUGAGAGAGAGAGAGUGUGUGUUCUGAAAAAUCAGAAUGUAUAAAGGCAAAUGCUGAGAAUGCUUCUGGUUUACCAUUUUGUACCAACUUUAAACAAAUAAAAUUUUAAAAAGCA
Molecule: messenger RNA, 4908 nt
Organism: Onychostoma macrolepis
Lineage: Eukaryota; Metazoa; Chordata; Actinopteri; Cypriniformes; Cyprinidae
Gene: peli1b
Product: pellino E3 ubiquitin protein ligase 1b
Exons: 8
Coding region: 802-2079 (425 amino acids)
Biological process (GO): protein K48-linked ubiquitination; regulation of Toll signaling pathway
Molecular function (GO): ubiquitin protein ligase activity; protein binding
Source: RefSeq, a predicted model, not a curated record